AUGGCUAAAACCUACAGUCGAGGAGGGUGCACUAGUUGUAAGCUUAAGAAGAAGAAAUGUGAUGAGGCUCGUCCUCUGUGUGGUAUUUGCGCCCGUCUAAACAACAAUUGCACUUACAAUAAUCUGGUGUUUGUAUACCAACCUAAUGUCAACGCAUCAAAAGGAAAGAUCUUCAAGAAGGUCAACUUACCUACAAAGCCAAAAGAGCAGCAAGAUGGAGUAGAUGCAGUUAAGUUGAGUAUUGAGGAAUUUAGGAAAACUAUGAGAUGCGAAAGUACUCGCGAUGUGGGAAUGACAAGUCCUCAUAUAAACAUCAACUCCACAUCAAGAGAGGUGGAUGAAACUCCAGAUGAGGGGUUGGCAGUGCCUGAAUUCGUGAAAUAUUGGAAAGAUUUUGAUGGCAAGAGACUUGAAGAUCUCACUAAGAAGCUCGAUCCACUUGCUUUGGAUCCUAAAGAAGACUACUAUUAUGAUGAACAUAAUCAACACGUGCUGGAAUAUAUUUGGCUAAUGUUCUACCUGACGAGGGCUUGCAACAAUUACUUACUUGUGACAGAUCCUGAAAACUAUUGUAUUCCCAAGUGGCUCUUGCACUUUUGCAAAACGUACCCUGUUAUAGGAUAUGCUAUCACUGGUGUAUCAUCAAACCUAAUUGCAGAAAGAUGUGCCGAUUUGCGCUGGCACAAGAUCCGUCAGAGAACAAUGGAAACAGGACUUAAAGUGCUAGCACGGACUGUUCAAAAAGGUAACUCGUUUCCAGAAAUGGCCAUCUGUUUACUAUGUGUCAUGUUUCUAUUUUCUGAAAGGUCUGCUGCUCGCUCGGAUGCCUGGAGAGUCCACUUAAAGGGAGCGUUGGCAUUAGUGAGAAAAUGCGAUAAACUCCACUGGCAACUUGUGUCUCGAACUGAAUCGGAUUUGUCUUUGGACAUGCGGUAUGCACUCGAGUUGUACUCUUUCACUAAGAACUGGUUUGUUGCCUCAGAAACUAUUGCAUGUCUUUCCGCGCCCAACGGAGGUGCCAUAGUCAAUAGGGUAGAGCUCAACCAGCUUCUCCUAUACACUAACUUGGAUGAGCAGGCGGGGUUUGUCAUUGGAGGCUUCAAUUUGAUGAAAGGUUAUUCUCAGCUGUUAACACCAGUUUUCGUCACCUUAAGUGACAUCGCAUUCCAUCUCCGAAUGGAAAGGGGCAUAAAGUUGAGUGGAAGUACUGGCAUCUUGCAGAGCGGAGUGUUUCAGAACGACAAGUUUCACAUAGCUGGAGUUUCGGAUAGACUUUUAACCCAGAUCAAUCAUGCUGAGGCAGAGAUAUUUGAUCUUCACAAAAUUCUGAACCAUAAACUUCGUGCAUGUAUCCGAGGUUGCCAUCUAAGUUUCUGUGCUGCGUUACGGGUGUUUAUUCUAGUAGUUCUAGAGGAUGUUCCCAUUUACCACCCUGAGGUGCAAAAGAACGUGCAAAAAAUCGAGGAGUUGUUGGUGCCUACUUCAUGCAUUGAACUAAGUGUACUCUGUGUGCACUGGCCGAUAUUUAUAGGAGCAUUGUGCUCUCCACCAGGCUCUCAAAGGGUUGUGUUUUUGGAGCUGCUUAAGACCAUAACGAACACGGGAACAUAUGUGGCCAGAAAUUCUAUUGACAGAAUCAAACGUGCUUGGAAGUGCAUGGAUUCGGGAGAAAUUCUUAACGAAGAUGGCUUCGACUGCAUUGUUUUAUAA
Molecule: messenger RNA, 1710 nt
Organism: Sungouiella intermedia
Lineage: Eukaryota; Fungi; Ascomycota; Pichiomycetes; Serinales; Metschnikowiaceae
Source: the annotation of a GenBank genome assembly